Molecule: messenger RNA, 4802 nt
Organism: Solenopsis invicta (red fire ant)
Lineage: Eukaryota; Metazoa; Arthropoda; Insecta; Hymenoptera; Formicidae
Product: lysosome-associated membrane glycoprotein 5
Exons: 7
Coding region: 276-1196 (306 amino acids)
Cellular component (GO): membrane
Source: RefSeq, a predicted model, not a curated record
AGUAGUGCUUUUUCCACCGCGUUGUGCAGAGCGCGUAGUAGCGCAUGCUGAAAGCCGCCCCGCUAUCGAUCCGUCCACGUCCACGGAGCUUUCUCUCACUUCCCUUCACAAGCCUCGCGAACGUCGCUACCGAGCUACCGUUCCGGCAUACGUAUCGGGGGCGCGAUUUUAUAUAUAUUUCCGCGUAACAACGUAGUACUUUCUUGUUCUUCCGUCUAGUUUGCUUCGUUGCAUCGGGAAGUGCACCAGGAAGUGGGAUCAGCAGCGACAGCGUUAUGGCACGUCGAGGCGAGCACUGCAGGGCGAUUUUCCUACUGUGGUGUGCCGCGGGCAUAGCGUUUAGUGUUCCCGUUCCUUCGCCGAAGCCGCGACAAGUGGACGAGCAACGUUACACCACACGUAGAACGCCGAAAGUUGUCGUGGAUUACCCUACUCCGAAGACGAGACUGCCCCCCUUGCCGAUAGUCAAUUCAGAACUCAAAACGACCACGAUCGUGCCCUCAACCACGUCGACCACGCACAAACCAAUCUCCACGGAGCAACCCUUGUAUCGACUGAACGGAAGCAAUGGACAAGCUUGCAUUCUUCUUCAAGUAGACGCGCUUAUCACCGUCAAGUACCGCACGAAACUCGGCGAGGAUCAAGAGGCAGAUAUCUAUGUACCUGAUGAUGCGACCGUGACCGGAAAUUGCGAUAGCGAAAACACGGUGACAAUGUCAUUGAAAUGGAAAGCCUUUGUACUAUCUUGGAGUUUCGCUAAGACGCCCGGUGGUGAACGCUGGUAUGUCGAAAAAAUCGAACUGACCUAUAACUCUAGUGACAAACAUUUCGAACACAUUGCUCAGCCAAAUAAAACUAUUCGAUUAAGUUCCGGCCAGAAACAUAACAUGAUGUUUCCCACACCGGUAGGAAAAUCAUACUCUUGUGCUGAAGAAACCGAAGUUCCGCUCACCGACGGCAAAAAUGUUGCCAGCGUACUUUUGAGAGAUAUGAAGCUGCAACCGUUCAAGUUCAAAAACAACGAGUUUGCUGCCGAGUUUUCGUGCACCUCGCUGAGCGCGCGAGCCAGCAGGGACGAGACUGCACCAGUCGCGGUCGGCUCCACGUUGGCCGCCGCGGUCCUCCUCACGAUCACCGGCUACGCGGCCUACCGAUACUUCAAGGUGAAGAAAGUUAAGUACGAUACGAUGGAGUAAAGAAUACCCGGGGAUCCCACUGUCACGUCGAUGCCAAAGAAGCACGUAUCGCCAAAAAUCGUCGCCGUUCGCGAGCGAGCGACACGUAGUUUUUUCCCCGACACUUUACGCUAAUCGUUCCUGAAAAGGAAAAAAAAAAUGUCUGUUUUUCUCCGAAAUUUUAUUUUUUGGACAUUUCUUUUUUUAUUAGACAUGAACAUAGCUUAGAUAUCGACACAUAUCUUGUAAUUAUCACGGAAACGGAUCCGCAAUUAUCUUCGAAGAUACCUAAUGAGUCGAUUAACAAUUAAAUUCAAGUCCGGCUUAGAGCGGGCUCCGUAAGACAAGAUAUCGCGCAUAGAGAUCUUUUAGAUAGACAUAUCAGAAUACAUAUUCAGGAUCCCUUGUUAUAAACACACAUUAAAAGUUAUUUUUAAAUUCUUUCUGAUUGCUUUAAAAAAUACGAAUACUUGCGAUAUGUCGUAGCAGUCAACAUUGAUUUUCAUUAAUCAGUAUUAUAAUUUAUUCAUCUUACAAAUGUUAAAUAAUAAUUAUACUUAAAAGUUAUUAUAAAAGAAAUCUUUGGUUUACUCGUGGUUCAUUUCUCUUUAGAAUUAUAAAAAGAAUCUUGAUAUUUAAAGCGACUAUAUGACGUUUCCCAAUUUUAUAAUUGAAACAGUCAAUCGCCUGUUAACGCAUGAAUCAUGAAUAAUUAAAUUUAAAAGUUAUUGUAAAAGAAAUCUUUGUUUUAUUCAUGGUUUACUUCUCUUUAAAUUUAUUUAAAAAAGCUUGAUAUUUAAAGCGACUGUAUGACAUUUACCAAUUUUAUAAUUGAAACGGUCAAUCGCGUAUUAACGCAUGAAUAAUACACACACGCCACAUACAUGCACACGGAAUUAGAUAUCGAUUCAUGCAGUAAGUACAUAUUAUAAAACUGUCGACAAAUGAUCGAGUAGUCGAGUAAUGGAGUUUCAUUGUUAGUAUAUGCGCGACAAAUUUGUCAAUCGCAUCGAAUGUCAUUCUUUUCGCUUGAGAUUCAAAAAAGAAAAUGACAUUCGCAAUCGCAAACUCGGAUGGUUGUAUCAAUAGGCUUUUCAAUUCGUAGAUUCUGCUCUACGCAUCGUCAUAUUUGUAUGAGCACUGGAGAUAAGCUUGUAAUACUUUAAAUUAAUAUUUCGUUGGUCGCGUUAUACAUUUUAUCAUUACAACAGUUUCGUUGUUUACAAAUUGUUUGAAAUUUCGCAUAAUUUUCUAGAAUACACGAGAAAGCAUAUAUUAUUUUAUUUCUGUCCCGCGAUAUACUUGCAGCAUACGAUUAAGAUAAUUAAAUUGUUUCUCUCGGCGUAAUCUCUUACAAUAUAAUGUAUCUUUAUCCUUCGCGAACAUUAUUAUAGGUAUAUAGCAGUAACGACUAUAUACAUAUAGUAAUAAUAAAUAUAGUACAUAUGAUAACUUUGUUAAUUCAUAUACGAAGAAAAUGAAAUGAGUCUCCGACAUCACGGAGACGUGAGAAGGUCCUCCUCGGCAGCUAACGACGUUAGAUAGACGGGUGUACCUAGAUUACGAUGAAGGUGUAUUAAAAAUGUUAAUACAUUUUGAUGUGACGCCUUAAUUAUCUUGUACAUAGCAAUCCAUAAUUUACAGAUUCUCUCCCAUUUUUUACACCAGUUGUACUCUAAUUAUGCUUUGCUCUCUACAAUGUAGUCUUGUAAGUUACCAGUCUGUGAGUUUAAGUCUAAGAUAUUUAGCUGUAAAUAAUACAAAUUAAUUAGUCACCCUCUUCGUUGCUGUUUACGUUUUAAGUGGAGGUGAAUUGUGAUCCGAACUAGUUUGCAAUUUGAUCUUGAACAUUACUCGCUUGACAUAAUACAAGUUAAGAAAUUGCGUAUGUACAUGUGUACGUAUAUAUACGUGUAUACGUAUACAUGCACCCAUUGUAUAUGUAUGUUUAUCAAAUCUUCUUCGAAAUAUUUAUAUGAAUAUAUCAAUUUAAGAAACGUAAUAAUAUAAACUUUGUAAUAAGAGUGGUGUUAUACGAAGACGCUAUGAAAAAAUGUUUUUAUUUGACUUACAAUUUUAUCGAUGCGUGCGCGCAAUUUGUGCACAAACGCAAAUACAAAUGUGCGAUUGCUGAAGCCACGGUUAUGUGUUGUACCAGUGAAACUUCUUACGUUACACAAACACAAACAAAUGUUUUUUUUUUAUUUUUUUAUUUAUUCUUGCUCAUAUUUUCUCGCAGGAUUUUUUCGAUUCCUGUACCUUCUGCAUUUUAUAUCGAAUGCUUUCCAAGUAUCUUAAUUUUAUCUAUAACUGUAAAUAAAUUAUUUCGAUGAUAUUAUGGCGUAUAAAAUUCAAAGUUAUUUAACUAGAUAAAUUCGCUGUGUGUUUAUUCAAAAUUUAGUGUUGCGUAGUUACGGCAUUGUGAUGUUUAAUCAUUUAUAUGAGAUAUACAUGGCGGACGCAAUGAUUAUGAUGAUAAAGACAAUUCAUUUAUACAUUGAAAAUAGCUGAUCGCUGGCGACGGCGCGCGAUAAAUAAUAUAAUUAUUAGCGAGUUAGCGUACCUAAGUGUAAGGCGUAUACGUCCGCGCGUGCAUGCAUUAAAAAUUAUACAAAUUUACGCGCGUACAUAUAUGUCGCAUAUAUGUAUGUAUGCAUAUAUGAAGAGAAACCUACAUUAUUGAUAUACGCAUAUAAUAUAUAAACCUCUGUCUUCCAAAUGCAUAUUAAAGUUACUUCGUAUGUAAAUAUAUUACGGAUAUCGUAUUUCCAAGAUUUGUCAAUCGUCGAUUCGUGAAUGUGGCCAGUAGCGUUGUGCGAGCAUCGUGACGAUUCACAUAUCAGAAAAAAAGAUGAAACAUCGAGAGACGGUUUUAGUUUAAAAAAAAGAGUACUCUAAUUUUUUCUUCAACAUUUUGCAAUAAACGCAAUAAAUAUAAAUUUCUUGCUUUAAGAGAAACGUGUAUUACUAUAAAUGUAAACUGGAUAAAUUCGCUUUUGAUGCAAACACCAUUGUUUAUGUUGUAUGAAGAACACACUGUAUAAUUCAGUUUAUUACAUGUUUUGCUAUCUCGUUACAUAAUGUAAUUUAAAAAAAAUUUUUUUUCUCUGGUUUGAACCAAAAACUAAAAAUGAAUCAUGAAUGCUCGCGAUAUCGUGAUACUAACACGUGGAAGGUCUAGCUGUAAUUAUAAAAAAUGUAUUUUUGUGCUAAAGUCAAUCUUAUAUCAUAGAUAUUAAUGAAUAACAGCGAUUAAGAAAAUUAACGGCGCGAUUUAGCGGUUUACGUCUUGCAGCACGAUAAAUUGACGGUACGAUAAAUGAACGGAACAUUCGGUGGUUCGCUUAACGAUUUUGCGCAGUUUUUUUUUUGUAAAACAAAGAGAAACCAGGACAAUGCGCAGCGAUUUAAACUGCUGAAUCGCAACGUUUUUACGAUGAAAUGACGUCAAAUUACGAAUCAUAUCGCUUGACCUAUAGCCGCAGCGUUAAGUCUUGUAACAAUUAUUAUAUAUGCAUUAUGUCGCGAGAAACAGGGAGGUGGAUUCCGAUUUCACGUAUCAUAGUGUAUCAUACGUCUAUUAAAAUUGUAUCAUAUCGAUAAAAUAAAGGCUGUUAUACAAGUUCA